Molecule: messenger RNA, 726 nt
Organism: Capsicum annuum
Lineage: Eukaryota; Viridiplantae; Streptophyta; Magnoliopsida; Solanales; Solanaceae
Exons: 1
Coding region: 1-726 (241 amino acids)
Biological process (GO): DNA integration
Molecular function (GO): nucleic acid binding
Source: RefSeq, a predicted model, not a curated record
AUGGUAGAUGAUUUUGUUCGCUACAACUUAGUCUGUCGGUUUGGAAUUCUCGAGUCAAUCAUGACAGAUAAUGGAGCCAAUCUUAAUAGCGACCUGAUGAGAGGGAUUCGCAAAAGGUUUAAUAUCUCUCAUCAAAAUUCCAUGGCGUAUCGACCACAAAUGAAUGGAGCAGUUAAAGAUGCAAACAAGAAUAUCAAGAGGAUCUUGAGGAAGAUAGCGGGCGGUGAUAGGGAAUGGCAUGAGAAGUUACCAUAUGCUCUACUUGGAUAUUGCACCACAAUCAGAACUUCUACCGGGGAAACUCCCUACAUGUUGGUUUAUGGGUCGGAAGUAGUGAUACCUGCGGAAGUAGAGAUACCUUCAUUGAGAGUCAUUCAGGAGGUUGGUCUAGACGAUGCUAAAUGGAUUCGUAGCAGGAUCGAGAAGUUAAUGCUCAUUGACGAAAAGAGAUUGGAUGCAGUCUGUCAUGGUCAAAUCUAUCAAAAUAGAAUGAUCAAGGCGUUCAACAAGAAAGUCAAGCCUCAUCGAUUCACACCGGAACAGUUAGUAUUGAAGAAGAUAUUUCCUCACCAAAGUGAAGCCAAAGGAAAAUUUGCACCAAAUUGGCAAGGUCCUUACAUAGUUCACAGAGUACUCUCAGGAGGAGUAGUAAUCCUCGUAGAAAUGGAUGGCACAGCAAGCACAAAGCCGAUCAACUCAGACGUCAUCAAGAAGUACUAUAUUUGA